This is a messenger RNA of Stylophora pistillata, 1259 nucleotides long. RefSeq lists its product as uncharacterized. Lineage: Eukaryota; Metazoa; Cnidaria; Anthozoa; Scleractinia; Pocilloporidae. The record is from RefSeq and is a predicted model, not a curated record.
UUAAUUACCCUUCGGAAAUAUCCUCUCAACUUAGUAUUCAUUUUUUCUUACCUUUCCGAUAAUAUUUUUACUUUUUUCUUCUCUUUUAAUUUCAGGAAAGCCGGAGAUAGUCGAACAUCCAAGAAGUCAAACUUAUUCUGUUGGUUCCGACUUAGUUUUCAGCUGCACUGCCACUGGUCUUCCCAAGCCAAACAUUACAUGGAUUAAGAACAAUGAUCCAAAUGUUACAAAAACCAAUCCAAGGUUCAAAACCAUUCUUGUUUCAAGUGACACAAAAUACCGCAGCAUGCUCCUGAUAACAGAAGCGACGAAGGAAGAUGCAGGCACAUAUCAAUGCUUUGUAAAUAACAGUGCAGGAGAGAAGACGUCAAAUGUGGCUUUUUUACACUUAAAGGAAGCAAGUACACAUUCAAGACUGCAACAAAGCUCAACCGUUCAGAUUGCGAUAGCAGUUGCUGCAUCUUGUGUUGUAAUAACUGUGAUCAUCAAUGGUGUUUUGGGGCUUUGGUGGUACAUGCGCUGUAAACGUGGUAAAAAGCCAGAAGGACAAACGAAAGUCGUAAGGGUCCAUAUGAGCAACGGCAAAUGCGAAACAGUCUUAUUUGCUCAGGAUGCUGUGGAGGCUCCGUCACUUGGAACCAAGAACGUGGGAAAGAUCGAAGAAAGGUCGCUUCUGUUUUCCAAUGAAUAACGGUUUGGAGGAAAUGAGAUCGUCCAGGCGACUAUUCCUAAUAACACAUACGGAAUUUAGUGCAAUUUGGUUGUUCUAUUUUCCGUUGUUUUUUACCUUUCCUUAUUUGUAUUCGUUUUGUUUGUUUCUCGACUUGAAUGGAUUCCUGUAGAUUCGUUUGCUUGCUGUCCUCAGGUCCACAUGACCCAGAUUGUAAACCUGUGUCAUCUUUUCAAUUAAAAGAUACGAGUAUCUGCAUGUAGGCCUCUGACUCAAAGACUGAUGUAGGUGACAGUGAAAAAACUGAUUCGAGGAAAGAGCUGUUUUAUCAUUCGGAUAUCUCAUUUAAGCAUGCCUUGUCCGUUGUAACUACUCUUUCCGAUAGUCUGACGAAAGAAACAUUCUUCUCGAAUACUUAGUCUCGAUCGAUUGUUGCCACAAGUUGCCGACAAUUCUUUAGAAGCCCAGUCGUAGUCAGGAAGUCAGAUUAGGGGGUUUCAACGAUAUAAAAUCUAGUGGUAAAUUGUAAAAUCUAAACCAGUGUAACCAAACUCGAUUGAAGCGUCAAUUACAUAUCGGUUGGAUCACA